Molecule: messenger RNA, 2375 nt
Organism: Artibeus jamaicensis (Jamaican fruit-eating bat)
Lineage: Eukaryota; Metazoa; Chordata; Mammalia; Chiroptera; Phyllostomidae
Gene: CLIC6
Product: chloride intracellular channel 6
Exons: 6
Coding region: 93-1919 (608 amino acids)
Cellular component (GO): plasma membrane
Molecular function (GO): D3 dopamine receptor binding; D2 dopamine receptor binding; D4 dopamine receptor binding
Source: RefSeq, a predicted model, not a curated record
CGGGGGCAGUGGCCCUCGGCCCCGUGGCCCUUGCCACCUGCGCUCAGCAGCCUCAGGGAAAGGUCUUUGGCCAAGGACAGGAAUCUGCGGCCAUGGCCGAGGCCACAGAGCCAGACCAGGGCACCGCGGGUCCCCAGGAGCCCCCGGAGGGCCCAGCACUUCUGUUGGAGAGACCGGGGGAGCCAGGGGCCGUGGACCCGGAGGUGAAGGGGGAGGAAGCGAGCGAGGACCCCACAGGGACGCCGGGGGGCGAAGGGGCGGGCGCAGCCGCGACGGCCGCGGGGAAGGAGGGAGAAGACGCGGGGCCAGACGGAGGGCUCGGGGGCGAGCUGGAGCCCAGUGCCCGCAGUGAGUCUGGGGGUGAGACAUCGGGCUCCAGCGGAGCGCAGGGCGAGGAGGAGGCCCCGAAAGGAGACCCGGAGGGCGAGGGCACCCCCGGGGGAGGGGAGGAGACGAGCGGCGCGGAGCAGGUGCAGGAGGCGAGUCCCGGGAGCUACUCACAGAGUGGGGCCCUGGGAGAGGCUCGGGGGGAGCCCGGGGAACCCGCGGUCCCCGAGGCAGAGGAGAAGGCGGAGUGUGGGCCGGAGGGACCGGGAAGCAGCGCGCCCGGGGCCAGCGAGGACCCCGAGGGGCCGCCGGGGGCCUGCGUGGAGGCGGAGGGACCGGCAGGAGGGACGCCCGGGGCAGAAGAGGAGCCUCAGGACGCAGGGGACUGCAGCCCUCAGCCUCAGGCAGAGUUGACUGAGGCUGCCGUGGCGGAGAGUGGGGGCUGCAGCCGCCGGGAGCUGGCGGGGGAGCUUCAGGGUGCAGAGGUGGGAGCUGUGGAGGAGCCCGGGGCCUCGGGAAUAGAGGACUCAGAGGAAGCGGCCCCCGGGGACUCGAGGGCGGACGCCGGUGAGGACGGGGACCAGGAGGGCCCCCAGGAGGAGGUGGAAGGUCCCGAGGAGGAGAAGCGAGAGCCCAGCCCAGAGGGGACAGGCGAGGAGGGGCCCACCGACAGUAGCUCGGCCGCGCAGACCGGGGAGACCAGGGAGACCGAGGAGACCGGGGAGACCAGGGAGACCGAGGAGACCGGGGAGACCGGGGCCACAGAGCUGUGCAACCACCUGGCGGAGGAGGGCAGCGCCGGGGGCGCGGAGGAGACGGCGAGCGUGAACGGCGGCGGGGAGGACGGCGAGGCAUCCGAGGAGGGGGUCCCCAGCCAGGACCACGACAUCACGCUCUUCGUGAAGGCUGGCUGCGACGGGGAGAGUAUCGGAAACUGCCCAUUUUCUCAGCGCCUCUUCAUGAUUCUCUGGCUGAAGGGCGUUAUAUUUAAUGUGACAACUGUGGACCUGAAAAGGAAACCUGCAGACCUGCAGAACCUGGCGCCUGGGACGAACCCUCCUUUUAUGACUUUCGAUGGGGAGGUGAAGAUGGACGUGAACAAGAUCGAGGAGUUCCUGGAAGAGGAAUUGGCCCCCCCGCGGUACCCCAAGCUGGCGACUCAGCACCCCGAAUCCAACUCUGCAGGAAAUGACGUGUUUGCCAAAUUCUCAGCAUUUAUAAAAAACACCAAGAAGGACGCCAAUGAGAUUCAUGAGAAGAACCUGCUGAAGGCCCUGAGGAAGCUGGACAGUUACCUAAACAGCCCCCUGCCCGACGAGGUGGACGCCAACAGCACGGAGGAGGUGGCGGUGUCGGGGCGCAAGUUCCUGGACGGGGACGAGCUCACGCUGGCGGACUGCAACCUCCUACCCAAGCUCCACAUCAUCAAGAUCGUGGCCAAGAGGUACAGGGAUUUCGAAUUUCCCUCCGAAAUGACGGGCCUCUGGAGGUACUUGAACAAUGCCUACGCCAGAGACGAGUUCACCAACACGUGUCCCGCUGACCGGGAGAUCGAACGCGCCUACUCGGACGUGGCGAAGAGAAUGAAGUGACCCUGAGAAGCUCUGUCCGACUCCUUCGCUCGCUGUACGAGGCCAGGCUACGAAAAGAGCGUCCUUCGCAUUUCCCCACAGCACCCAUCCUCGGCGACAGAACGCUCACACUUCAAUAAUAUGGACCCACGUUAUUGAGGGACCCACGUUCCCCCACAGUGGACACACCGUGUGCUGGAGGCCCCACAAGCUGUCAGCUCGGUGGUGCGUCCGAACAGCGCCGUCCGCUCGUCUUGACUGAGGUCUUUCACGUUCACUGACGCUGCAAUCUGUGAUAUUUAGGGCACGUGCUUUGCAGUUUUAAGUUUUAAAGCAAAUUAGGUUUGGGUCCACUUUUUCCUCUAAUUGGAAAGCACCAGUCUGUCUCCAAUAGUUCUCAUGAUCGUGUUUAGCUUGCUUUUCUCUUCCAGGACAGCACUUUACUUUUUUUUCAGAAUGAAAACACUCUUUUUGUAA